AUGGAUGAGCUACUAUCAUCUCUAAUUAACUUUCAAAUAAAUGAAAAGUUAAAAAACAGUAGUAAUAAUAGUGAUAGAUUAUUAUAUAUAGUUUGGAAUAAUAUAUUUUUAAGAAAUGAAAUUCAUAAACAUAUUUUAAAGUUUAUUGAACAUAAUGUUGUAAAUCUUGAUAUAUCACGUUAUGACCAGUUUAAAGAUAAAUCAUAUAUAACAACACUUAAGUGGCAUGGUGAUACACUACCAGAUAAAAAUGAUUUUCCACCAUUUAUGAAAAAUUUAUAUUUGUACACUUUUAAUAUGUCACCAACAACUUUACCAAAUAGUCUUACAACACUCACAUUCGGUCAUGAUUUUAACCAAGCAAUUCUACCUGGCACACUACCAAAUAAUCUCACAACACUCACAUUCGGUUAUCGUUUUAACCAAGUUGUUCUACUCGACACAUUACCAAAUACUCUCACAACACUCACAUUCGGUUGUGAUUUUAACCAAGCAGUUCCACCCGGCACAUUACCAAAUAGUCUUACAACACUCACAUUCGGUAAUGAUUUUAACCAAGCAGUUCCACCGGGAACAUUACCAAAUAGUCUCACAACACUCACAUUCGGUCGUGGUUUUAACCAAGUAGUUCCACCUGGCACAUUACCAAAUAGUCUCACAACACUCAAAUUUGAUGAUAAUUUUAAUCAAGUAGUUCUACCCGGCACAUUACCAAAUAGUCUCACAACACUCAAAUUCGGUAAUUAUUUUAACCAAGUGGUUCUACCCUGCACGUUACCAAAUAGUCUUUCAACACUUGCAUUCGGCUUUGCUUUUAACCAAGUAGUUCUACCCGGUACGUUACCAAACAAUCUCACAACAUUCACAUUUGGCUAUCGUUUUAACCAAGCAGUUCCACCGGGCACAUUACCAAAUAGUCUCACAACACUCACAUUCGGUUGUGAAUUUAACCAAGUGGUUCUACCCGGCACAUUACCAAAUAGUCUUAAAACACUCACAUUCGGUCAUAGUUUUAACCAAGUAGUUCCACCCGGCACGUUACCAAAUAGUCUCACAACACUCACAUUUGAUGAUACUUUUAACCAAGUAGUUCUACCCGGCACAUUACCAAAUAGUCUUAAAACACUCACAUUCGGUCAUUGUUUUAACCAAGUAGUUCCACCCGGCUCAUUACCAAAUAGUCUUUCAACACUCGCAUUCGGCUUUGCUUUUGACCAAUUAGUUCUACCCGAAACGUUACCAAAUAGUCUCACAACACUCACACUCGGUUUUGAAUUUAACCAAAUAGUUCCACUGGGCACAUUACCAAAUAAUCUUACAACACUCACAUUCGGCUAUUAUUUUAACCAAGUUGUUCCACCGGGCACAUUACCAAAUAGUCUCACAACACUCACAUUCGGUAAUGAUUUUAACCAAAUAGUUCCACCUGGCACAUUACCAAAUAGUCUUACAACACUCACAUUCGGUCGUAGUUUUAACCAAGUAGUUCUACCCGGCACUUUACCAAAUAGUCUUACAACACUCACAUUCGGUGAUUAUUUUAACCAAGUAGUUCCACCUGGCACAUUACUAAAUAGUCUCACAACACUCACAUUCGGUAAUGAUUUUAACCAAAUAUUUCUACCUGGCACAUUACCAAAUAGUCUCACAACACUCACAUUCGGUAAUGAUUUUAACCAAAUAGUUCCACCUGGCACAUUACCAAAUAGUCUUACAACACUCACAUUCGGUUUUGGUUUUGACCAAGUUCAAUCCCUCUUAUUACCAAAUAAUCUUACUACGCUCACACACGGUUUUAAAACUAUAAUAAACAAAACAAAAAAAUAA
This is a messenger RNA of Dictyostelium purpureum, 1827 nucleotides long. RefSeq lists its product as uncharacterized. Lineage: Eukaryota; Evosea; Eumycetozoa; Dictyosteliales; Dictyosteliaceae. Bases 1 to 1827 code for a protein of 608 amino acids. The transcript has 2 exons. The record is from RefSeq and is a predicted model, not a curated record.